GCCGACGUCUGUCAGUCUGGCACCACGGCGCCCCGCGUGCAUGAUCUCUUGACGCAGGUACAGCUCCGCACCGGUCUCGCGCUCGUCUCGUCGCCGUUCUCACGUUCAGUCGUCGGCCGGCGUUCCGUUCGCACGCUCACUCGUGUACCGUCCACGCGAAUAUCGUUCACCGCCGAUCGUGUGUCGUUUUCCGUUUUCAUUUAAUUAUUUCUUUACAUUUUUUUAUAAAACCGUAUCGUUUGAUUUCUCAGACCGUGUCCGAAAAGAACGAUAUUUUCACCUAUUGGGAAGACACGCAAGAGAGUAUAGUCGGUCGCCGCCGCUGCUGCAGAAACGACCAGACAUCCACAAGAUAACAAAAAACUUGAAAAGCAAUUCUCUGUCGUUGUAGAUGGACACCUACUGCUGCAACAAUGGACGCCCGGGAUGGAUGUCCGUAGUAGAAACGCCGUUGUAAACUGUCCGACUGGUACGACGAUGUUGAACAUUGUAGAAAACGAUCAUCAACAAACAAACGGCGGCGUGGUGACCAACGGCGGUACAGUGACCGCGACCACGUUAACUGGUCUGAACGGCAGCACGGCGAUGAUAGCCAGGGAGUGCGCCAACUGCGGCAAACGCAUAACCGAACGGUUCCUGCUCAAGGCUUUGGACCUGUUCUGGCACGAAGACUGCCUCAAAUGCGGCUGCUGCGAUUGUCGGCUGGGUGAAGUCGGAUCCACGUUGUACACCAAAGCCAACCUGAUACUCUGCAAAAGGGACUACCUCAGGUUAUUCGGAGCGACCGGCAAUUGCGCGGCGUGCAACAAGGUAAUACCGGCGUUCGAGAUGGUGAUGAGGGCCAAAAACAACGUCUACCACUUAGAGUGUUUCGCGUGUCAACAGUGUAAUCAUAGGUUUUGCGUGGGCGAUCGUUUCUACCUGUGCGAGAACAAGAUCCUGUGCGAAUACGACUACGAAGAACGGCUGGUGUUCGCCAACAUGGCCACGUACAACUCGUCCAGUCUGGCGCACAUAAGAAGGCAAGUCAGUAGAUUACAGCAGCCAGCGGCAAACGAACACGCCCACGCAGCAGCAGCAACAGCAGGAGACGUUGUAGGACCGACCGACGAGGUGGACCGGUGCAGAGCCACCUCGGUCGAGCAACAGCAACAGCAGCAGCAGCAACGACGACCACUACCACCGUACGACACCGCCACCAUCGGUUACAGCGGCGCAACAGCAUCACCAGCAUCGGGUCAGCAGCAACAACAUCUACACCAACAACAACAACAGCAGCAGCAUCAACAACAUCAUGGGCAGCAACACCAACAUAUGCAACAACACCACCAGUUCCUGUCUACAGCAGCCGGUGCUACGGUGCUCUCUGCACAUCAAUCGACGGUCGUCGUGGGAGGUGGAGGAGGAGCUGGAGGAGGUGGAGGCGGAGGUGGAGGUGGACGAGUUGACGACGGGUCGAGUGGCUACGGCAGUCCGGACUCCGAGACCGGCAUCGAACCGUCCACGGCCGCAGCCGCCGCCGCCGCAGCUGCCGCUAACAUCGGUGGUGCGAUCAUCGCGUCUUCGGCCACCGCGGCACCGCCGGUACAAUAAUGCCACCGUUAUGCCACAGAUUCCGACUGCGGUAUACACCUACGGACCUCGGUAACCGCGGUGUUUCCCCUCCUACAACCGAUGAAAGCGUAGUUUUUGUUCUAACAAUAUUUACACGUCAUCUCGUAUUGCGCCCAACACUUGCAGAGUCACAGAUGACAUGCGUCAUGCGCGAAAAAAGUCCUUCUACAAUAUUUAUUGUGUGUCACUCCAUCUUUUCGCGCCCGACGACGACCGAAUUCUGUUGCAAACGUUUAGUCGUCAUCGCGUUACGCCCCCCGCAUACGAUGAUAAUAUUAAAAUAACUAUUGUUGGUACCUAAUAUUUUAUACCUUCUACAUAUUAUAAUAUUAUUCUAUGAUCAUGAUUGUCGAUGAUUCGUACGCCGUAUCGUUCUAGUCUUAAACGAUGCCAAAUUUACCCACACACACAUAUAUAUAUAUAAAUAUAUGUAUAUACUAUACACCUAUUGAGUAUAUUAUAUUAUUAUGGAUGUUGAUUUUUUUUUCAUUUAAUUUUGUUUAUUUGUUUUGUUAUUAUUAUUAUUAUUAUUAUUAUUAUUAAUUAUAUUAUAUAGGUAUACUUGAUGAUAAAAAACAAUUGAUGUAGUUACAAUGAAUCUGUUGCACAUGUGAAAACAAUAGGAGUUCUAUACGAAAAUAUAUUAUAAAAGUUCGAUGUCACCAUAACAAUAUAACAAUAAUGUAUCUACUUUAUAUUAGACAUCACGGUCACACAUCCGACUGGCAUAUACAACGCCGUUAAUUUCCGUGUGUAAUCCGUUAAAUCCUGUAAAAACUUUUUAAAAACAAUUCGAGUCGUUCUAAAAUAACCUCGUCGUGGUUGAUUUUUUGAGCUAAAAUAUCGUUCACUCUUUUUCGGUUGUCCAUAUUAUAUUAUAUAUACCUACGAAUACUUUCCCUCAAAUACAUAAUAUUUAACAAAUCACGCGUUUUGUACAUAACACGAUAGGUACAUUCGAUUAUUUAGGUUUAUAAUAUUGACCGACAUCAAAACUUUCAGUAUUAUAAUAUCUUAAAAAUACAAAACAAAAUAAUAACCGUGUACAUUUUCAAAUGCUCAAAUUUUAACAAUACGCUCACGGGCAGAGACGUUUUUAUUAUUUUACAUUGUUAUUAAAUGUUUUAUUCAUAAUACAUAAUACGAGUAUUCGAGCUGUGUUUGAGGGAUUAUUGUUAAUGUAAAUUAUUAUUAUUUAUUUAUUAUAAAUGGAUAAAUUUCGUGACCCGUAUCGAUAUAUAUAUAUUUUUUUUUUAAAUAAUUAAAUAAGCGUUUAUACCAUUUCCUAUUGGGAUUUCCCCUAUCCCUACCCUCUACGAAUCGUGUAUAUAUAUAUUAAUCAUUAUGAUUACUAUUUUGUGUAUAAACGUUUUACCGGACUAGUAUGUUUUAGUUGUUUUUUUUUUUUUUAAUUUUUAAUGUAUUAAGUUAUUACACAUAAUGUUUAAUUAUUGGUACUUGUUGUUUAGUAUACAAAAUAUUACGAUUUCCUGACAAAAAAAAAAAUUAAAUUUCACUACUAAAAAGCGUCCAUUUACUUAACAUUGUAAAGAACAAAAGAUAUAAUGAGAUGAUGAUAUCAUACUAUUAAUCAAUAAUUAUCUUUUGCUGCAGUUUACAGCUUUUUAAUAUUUUAAAUGUAACAUAUCCGUUCAGAUGUUGUAUACGAUUGUUGGGAUAAAAUAAAAUCUGAUCUCAGAAA
Molecule: messenger RNA, 3316 nt
Organism: Acyrthosiphon pisum (pea aphid)
Lineage: Eukaryota; Metazoa; Arthropoda; Insecta; Hemiptera; Aphididae
Product: LIM/homeobox protein Lhx2
Exons: 7
Coding region: 427-1593 (388 amino acids)
Biological process (GO): positive regulation of transcription by RNA polymerase II
Cellular component (GO): nucleus
Molecular function (GO): DNA-binding transcription factor binding; transcription coactivator activity
Source: RefSeq, a predicted model, not a curated record